This is a messenger RNA of Oncorhynchus masou masou (cherry salmon), 1162 nucleotides long. RefSeq names its product transcription factor 15-like. The transcript is spliced from 2 exons. Gene Ontology annotation, molecular function: DNA-binding transcription factor activity, RNA polymerase II-specific; protein dimerization activity; RNA polymerase II transcription regulatory region sequence-specific DNA binding. Gene Ontology annotation, biological process: developmental process; regulation of transcription by RNA polymerase II. The record is from RefSeq and is a predicted model, not a curated record. Lineage: Eukaryota; Metazoa; Chordata; Actinopteri; Salmoniformes; Salmonidae. Bases 194 to 739 code for a protein of 181 amino acids.
ACACGUGGUCUGACGAAAACGAGACAUUUCAAAAGCAACAACUUCUUGAAACUAUAAUUAGGCUUACACAUUAGAGACAUAGGCCUCGUCUACAUUAGGUCACCAAAAUGCAUGCAUAGAACAGUCCUUCGUUUGGGGUUUCUCCUCUUUUUCUUGGGCCAUCGUUUUAGAGGCCCAGAACCAAAACAUUUCGAUGAUGACCUUUGCCAUGUUGCGGCCAAUGGCGACUCAUAUGAUCAGCUACCCAGACCUGGGUAUGAUGUCCGAGGCCGAGGAUAACCGCAGUGAGAGCGACGGUAGCUCGGAUCAGAGCUAUGGAUGCUGCGUCUCCGCUGACAAACGUCGGAGGAUUUCCAGAAAACCGGGAGGCAGCGGUGUUGUAAUAGUGAAACAGCGGAACGCAGCCAAUGCCAGGGAGCGCGACCGUACACAAAGCGUCAACUCGGCAUUUACUGCACUCCGGACUCUUAUACCCACUGAGCCGGUGGACAGAAAGCUCUCCAAGAUUGAGACGCUUCAUUUGGCAUCCAGCUAUAUCUCCCACCUCGCCAACACCCUGCUGCUCGGAGACGGGAAUGGAGACGGACAACCUUGUCUUGGCGCGGUUUACGUGCAAGGAGAAAGCGGUCGAAAGCAGCCUCGCACCAUCUGUACCUUCUGUUUGAGCAACCAAAGAAAGCGGAUUAAUGAUGGCAAAGAGAUGCGGGGUAUUGGUUCACUGAGGAUGAGCCGCAGAUAGAAGACCAGACAAUAAACCACAGCAACCAGAACCACAACUACCCAUUCACAACUCAGGGAACACUGAAAGCCAGUCAUAACAGAACCAUAUUCAUCAUCCUGGAGAAUAUGUUACCAGAGACUAUUUAUACUUGAGGGAAAGGCAAUGGAAGAAAACAAGGCCUAAUAUGUGAAGCCUUUAAAAAAUGCAGUGCAUUUAUUGAUAGAGAAUUUAUAGAUUUUUAUAUCUGUGUGAUAUUUGUGUUGUUACAUGUAUUACAUUUUGAAAUAAAAUAUAUUUUUUAUCUAAAUUAAAUUUCCCUUUCUAAGCAUUAGUUUCUUUCCUUUUAACUUCAUGUAUGUCGAUUUCUUCUCUAUUGUUACAGUUUUGUCUAUUUUCAAUCAAAAGUGAAUUAAAAGACACUCAAUCAUAUGGCAUACCAAA